AUGAUGAGGUCAUCGUCUCUCUCGGGCAACGCCUUCCUGCUCUCCAAGGAAGCCUCUCUACGGAUGCAGCAAGAAGAAGACUUGUUGAGCAGCACUCGAUCCUCGUCGACUGCAUCUACCUUCAAUAGCAGUUGUCGUUCUGUGACGUUUGGCUCUGUCCAAGUACGAGAGUUCAAUCGCAUCGCCGGGGAUCAUCCUGACUGUGCCGAAGGUCCUCCCAUGAGCAUCGAUUGGUCCUUUGCCGAACUCGAGCCCGUCAGUGUCGACAAGCACCAGACGACAAGACAAGGAUCGUUCACAGUGGCACCCAUUCCCAGUACGCUCCGCAAGGAGAUUUUGCAGUUUGGCUUUCAUGUACCGCCCCAAGACAUCAAGGCAGCGGAAAAGAUGGCCACCAAGGCGGCACGGCAACGAGAGCAAACCUCGCGCGGCGAAUUAACAAUGUUGUCUGGAGGGACAACCCAAAGUCGACCAAAUUCUGCGAAGUGGCAGCAACGUGGUCUAGCUAGCUGGAGUCGCUAA
Molecule: messenger RNA, 522 nt
Organism: Seminavis robusta
Lineage: Eukaryota; Bacillariophyta; Bacillariophyceae; Naviculales; Naviculaceae
Source: the annotation of a GenBank genome assembly